Peniophora sp. CBMAI 1063 is the source of this 657-nucleotide messenger RNA. NCBI's taxonomy places the organism in Eukaryota, Fungi, Basidiomycota, Agaricomycetes, Russulales, Peniophoraceae. The record is from the annotation of a GenBank genome assembly.
AUGUUCGAUGCCACCCCUGAAGUCCAGCGUAGCGAGGACGUUGACCCGCCACUCACGAGCUUAGGUCCCGAUCAACCCGUACCGGUAACCGUCAUCGUUGUGCGUUAUGGGGACGAGAAGGUCAUGAUGCAGCUCAUCCUUGACUACAAGCCCGCCAUCGCGUAUGCGGCCAGUGCAUUCAAUUCUUUGAACAAGAAACCCCACGAUAGGAUCUGCUUCGAGGCGCAGAUUGACGGGAGCAAGGGUCUUGCGAGGAUCGACGAGCGCCUAUGGCCACUCGUUGCGCCCACUCUACCUGAGGUUACGCUUCGCCUACUGCCGGAUCCUGAUGCUGUAUUGGCAUCGCUCGCUCGUCGUCAAAAACGAACUCGGGCCGAAGCUCGACUGCGACUGAUCACGGAAAUCGCAACCUCGCCCAUCUUGAUAGUAGCAGCAGGCGACGAAUAUCCGCUGGACAUCAAUCUCAUCUCAGCGACGGUUCUCGAGCUCAAAAGAGUCAUCGAGAGGAAGCUCGGCCUGCCCAUCUCACAGCAGCAACUCUACAUGCAGCUCCCUCGUGAAGACAUUUGGCCCGCGGAGGACAACGACAUUCUCGCUUCGGUUGGUGUCAUUCGGGGAAGCAAGAUCCCGCUCGGAAUCAAGAGGUCCGGCUGGUGA